AUGUUCUCGUCGAGCAGUUAUGAUCGAUUUGGCGGUCGCGGUCCUAGUCGUGAUCGUGGUGGUUACCGUGGUGCACGUCGAGGCAGCGGACAAGGCCGGCGUUCAGCAGCUCCUGAGACUCCAAGAAGUCCAUCACCGCCAAUCGGUCCAGCCUUGACUACCAUCCGCUACUGCGAGCUCGAGGCCGAUCAAGCCUCAUCCAGCGAUGCCAAAAUCACAGGCCUGGAAGAUGUCGCAUCGUACAACUGGCUCAAAGCAAAUGAGCCAACGAUCAUGACUCCUGGCAAGCCUCCAAAGUGGACGCCCACAGCCAGGCCGACUAAGCUCGCGGAAGACAAUCCCAACGGCACUUACUAUCGAGACCCAAAUGCUGCAUACUUCCCAUCGCAUCCUAUGGAGCCAGUCGUUCGGUCUAUCUUCGAAGCGCGCCCUGAUUUCAAUGCCCAGGAAGUCGACGUCUUCGGUUGCGGAAGUACUUUUGGAAACUUGCUCAGGUUCGCCCGCAAUGUCGAAACCGAGAAGCCAUUUCGAUUUCUGGCUGAGGUGGUGGGUGAGACGGUCUUUUUGAUCCGAAGAGAGAACUCACCAAAGGAAGUGAUUGCGGACGUUCGUGGCUAUGGGCAUAGUUUCCCUGAAGCGAACACUACCUGGGAUGCCGACGUCCAGAGUUCUGAUACUCAUCAACGCAUCAUCCGCUACCAGCUUGGUCAUCUCAACACAAUCAUCCGAUUUGAAGCGGACGGCUAUCUUGCAGAGAAAGUUCCAGCGAAGAAGACGUAUGCCAGCCCGGCAAAUCGGGAGGUAAAUGAAGACUUUCUCGUGUCGGCCCUUGUAGGAAACACCAUCAGUGCGCACACGCCCAAGAACUCGCACAGCCUAAAGGUCACUCGAGGUCAAGGAUCUGUGCCCCAGUCUGCAGUUUUCGAUCUGAAGACGCGCUCAAUCAAAAAGAAGCACCAUGACACCACGCUAUCCGACCAAAUUCCCCGCCUUUGGAUCCGCCAGAUUUCAUUCUUCGUUCUCGCGUACCACGACUAUGGCCUCUUCAGAUCAGAAGAAGUCACGGUCCGCAACAUCAAACCAGAUGUCGCAAGGUGGGAGAGCGAUAACAAGGGAGACGUGAGUAAAUUUAUCGGUCUUAUCACAAAGAUUGCCGACGUCGUUAAGGCUACGCCGGGACGAAAGCUGGAGGUCCGGUACCGAUAUGGGCUUGGAUUGGAACUGAGGGAGCAAGUCGAAGGAGUGGCCUCUGUCUUGCCCAGUGAUCUUGCUGCACAGUGGGCGGAUCAAGGCAAUCGGGCGGAAUCUACCGGUGCAGCUCUCGGAAAUUGCUCCGUUGAUGGAGCCGUAGGUCUUGAGCACGAUUCUAUUGAGAAAGGGGUGGCUCUUGAUGAAAAGAUUAUUGAUGCUUUGGACGAUGACGAGUAUGAUUGGGAUAAGAAGGAGGAUUAUACGGCAUGUUCGAUGGAGAGUUGCAAUUACUGCGGUCAUUGUUCGUACUGA
This is a messenger RNA of Venustampulla echinocandica, 1503 nucleotides long. RefSeq lists its product as uncharacterized. The record is from RefSeq and is a predicted model, not a curated record. Bases 1 to 1503 code for a protein of 500 amino acids. Lineage: Eukaryota; Fungi; Ascomycota; Leotiomycetes; Helotiales; Pleuroascaceae. The transcript is spliced from 2 exons.